Astrephomene gubernaculifera is the source of this 2494-nucleotide messenger RNA. The record is from the annotation of a GenBank genome assembly. NCBI's taxonomy places the organism in Eukaryota, Viridiplantae, Chlorophyta, Chlorophyceae, Chlamydomonadales, Astrephomenaceae.
GCAUAUGGCUUAGUGAAGUUCUUCUGGUGCUCGGAGAACAAAAUUAUUCCAGGUACUUACUCUGUUAAAUAAUGGGAAGCCUAUACUUUACAGCGCAGUCUGCAAGCUUAUACCGGAAGCCGCUUAGCAGACGGCUUGUGACACAGCCCCGCGCGGUCGCAGAUCAGAGUGUACCUCUGUACACAAAAUUCAGUCAGCCUGUCUACAGUCUUGCUACAGCGGCGUCUGACCAAACCAAACGAGGGUCGCUUAACCUCAUAACAUACCUGGCUCCCGUUGCCAUAAAGCCGGAUCGUUGCGUUGCGCUUGGUCUCUAUCUUGGCACAGCGAGCCAUGAAAACAUGAUGGUUCACAGAAGGGGCGUAUUGCAGGUGUUGCAAACCCAGCACGCGCCCCUCUUCCAGCUGCUUGGGAAGACCAGCGCGAAGGACGUGGACAAGCAUGCUGCCAUCCGGGAGGCAGGAUAUGCGCUUACAGAACGCUACGGCCUGCUGACACUUGAAGAUGCUGCGAGCGUCAUGGAGGUUGAGGUUAUUUCGGAAUUCAUGCCAUGUGGCGAUCACGACGUUGUCAUUUGCCGGGGCCCGGGCUCCUACGACCAGGGCUUCGUGCACCCGCUGCCACCUGAGUUCCCUGUGCGCGCCCCGGGCCGCACCCUACCUAGCUUUGAGGAGCGGCGCGAGGAGCCGCCCGCGCACAUCCCAACCUGGCUGCCAGCCUUCCCCGACCGCCACACCUACGUGCGCACGCCCGCCUUCCCCGGUCACGAAGAGGACCCCGUCAAGCAGAGCGAGGUGAUCCGGCAGACCCGACGCCAAGCUGCCAAGACCACCCUGACCUUCAAACAGCAGCUCCUAGCCGUGCCCCCGCACCCUGGAGACGUAGCCAUAGGCAGCAACCCCUUCCUCAGCGUCCCCACGGUGGAGCUGGUGGGGCCCGCAUCCACGGCCGAGGACGCCGGCGAGCGGACAGCAGCAGCAGCAGCAGCUGGCGGUUUGAGUAAGGAUAUCGUACAUCCCGUGUCAGCGGCGUUCGAGCCUGUGGUGGGGCCGGUGGCGGAGGAGGGAGGGCCGUCAGGGGCAGGCGGCGGGGGCGGGGGUGUGGAGGACCGGCGGAGGGACAUGGACGCGACGGUAAAGUGGCAGCAGGUGCAGGACGCGCCGUCCGGUUCCUCGCAGCUGGGUCUGCCCGCGGGCUUCACCCUGGACUUUGCGACGCGCGUGCAGCGGCAGGGGCAGGCGUUUGCGCCGCGGCGGAUAGUGGAGGAUGCGCUAGGCAGCCGGGGGGGCGAGGAGCCGCAGGGCAGCCGCUUCAGCGCCCGAGCGAGGAGCAGCAGGUACGACAUCGGGGACGAGCGCAAGAAGGCGGAGCACAUCCUGGCGCAGGCGGCGGAGGUGAAGGGGCACGGAGCCGCAGACCAUACCUUCGACGAUUAAGCAAAGCAGCCGCGAAGCGAACCAAAGCAGCAGCGGAUUCCCUUUGGAGGGUUGUAAUAUUCGCAGAAUACGCACGUGAACGUACGCGUGCAAGCAACCAGUGGAGUUAGGAAACGGCGUGUUGUCUUGCGGAAUUGCUUUAUCGGAAUUAUCGCAGUGGUUAUGAUGUCCGGUUGGAUUCUGUUGCCUCUGGAAUUUGAUGAGGAUAUCCUGGUAGUGGAUUCCUUGUUGCUGUCCUACCAAGGCAACACACCGCCAUUUCGGUCGCCCCUGCUUGCCUCUGCGUUUUGUAGCUUCGCUUUAAAAAUGGAACCGUUCUUCCUCUCGCUACAAGUUAUGCGGUAUGACCGGAAUAAAGAUGCUGGACGGCCGGCUUUGGUGCUGCGGCUUCCGCUAAGCUGCGAAGUGCUGGCGCGCGCAAUGCCAGCAACUUGCCAAUUUGCAAGCCUCUCUGCUGGAGUAUGCAAGGGAACAAUGCCAUGACACACUAAGCCGUCAGUCCACAAACUAUUUUUUGUGGCGGCUGUACACCAAAUGAUUCAAAGCCUACAAGGCGAAGGCCAGAUUGUACGGUUAGAAUCUGGCCUGGACCCAAACAGCAUUUAUGACCCCCGGGCCACUUCUUUUAUCUGCUUUCGCACUACACUCUUAACCCUUCCUCUUCCCUUUUAGAUACGCGAAUUGCUUUUACAGCAACCUCGGACCGUAUCACUGAAGUCACUUUUGCGUAAGCAGCGAAGCAAGACAACCCUAGAGGCCUCGCGUCCUUGAAAUUCCGCGCUUCCAACCCGCUAUCCCUGCCUCAUCAAAACUCCUUUGGAGAACACCAGUUUUCUGUAUAUAAACGCAGCAAUGGCUACCACGGCUAUGGAGACGGACCGCGGCGAGGCUGCGGCUCCUGUUGACUUCUCCCCGUCCAAGGCCUACAGCCCAAGCACUGUCCUCUCCGCCUUCGCUCCCGCCAUCACUCAUGCAACUGCCGCCGCCGGCCCCAAUACCUCGUCCCAGAGCCCCACCGCCGCGCCCGUCGCACGUCGCGCGACCGUCGCCUUCACAAC